AUGCCUUCGGCUACGCCUUGGUCAUAUGUCCUGAUUCGGUUGCUCUUCCGUUUCGUAUUGAAGAUUUUCUAUGGUACCAUAGUCGUCGAGGGCGCAAGCAACGUACCUAAGACCGGUAAACCAUGCAUUGUCUGCGCCAACCACAGCAAUUCCUUGACCGAUGCGCUGAUGCUCGUGACGACCAUUCCACCCAAGGAGCGCAAUUUCAUCCGCCUCACGGCCAAGGCUACUCAGUUCGGCAAACGAACAUUUACAUCCUGGCUCAUUGAAAGUGCUGGCACUGUCCCUAUACGCCGAAAGAAAGACUACGCCGAGGGAGAAUCCGUAGACAACACGGACACCAUGGACAAACUAAUCCAGGCUCUGGAAAUGGGUGAUGCUGUUUGCUUAUUCCCUGAAGGAAUGAGUCGAUACCAUCCCAGUGUCGCUCCUCUUAAGACAGGCGUUGCCAGGAUGAUAUCGGACAUCCUAACGCGUAACCGUAAUAACCCGACCUUCGAGAUUUCUCUGCUCAACUGCUCCGUAACGUAUAUGCAUCGCGAGCAUUUCAGGUCGGAUGUGCUUGUCACGUUCCACCCACCCAUGGUUUUCACGCCCAAAACUCAUCCUGAGCUGCUCGAACCUGUCGAAUUCAGCAAUGUUCGUGCGCUCACGGCGCAAAUGUCUGAACAGAUUACCUCGGGGACAUUCGAUUCUCCAUCAUGGGAUCUCGUACGCGUCAGCAAACUAGCCGCAAGGAUGUAUGCUCCUCUUGGCACCCGCAUGACGCUGGGCGACUACGUUCGUGUCGUGAGGACAUUUCUUGAGGCUUUUAAAGCUGGAGAACCAGUUUCUGGUUCGGAUGAUGUCCACACCGUGGAUGACGAGAAGGUCUCUGCCGAAACGAGUGACCUCGCAAGACUGCGAGAAGACUUACGCGCCUACCAAGACGAGCUUGCGCGCCUUGGAAUCAAGGAUGACCGAAUACGACGACGGCCUUUACCCAGACUUACUAUCAUAGGACGCAUGAUUCUCCGAAUCACCUGGGCAAUCUGUUUAUUCUCACUCUCCCUCCCUGGUCUUGUCCUAUGGGCCCCCGUCUUUAUUACCAUAGUCUAUGCCGUUCACAACUUCAAAAAGACAGGCCCAAUUUUCGACACGUUCGACGAAAUCGCACAGUAUAAACUAGUCUAUGGGCUUGUCUCCGGCCUCUGUGUAUGGUUUGGUGCAACAGCGGCCACGUUUCCCUUCUCCGUGGUCACCUUUAUGCUUGUUCCGGCGCUGAUGUGGAUGACCUUGCGUUGGUUCGAAGAUGCAGUGUCGGCUUUGCGUGCCUUUAUGGCAUUAGGGCGGUUGCUUCUCGUCGGCCCAACCACCUUGCGAAAGAUGUAUUGGAAAAGGGAUGCCCUUUACGACCGAGUGAUGAAGCUGGCAAUUGAUACUCUUGCCUUACCCAACAACCCAGAGGUAUAUUUUAUUCGACACGGAGGACGGGAAAAAGGCCGUGUCAGAGGUCGCUGGGAGUCUGGUUCCCGCUAUUUCUCGAUCAAGCGGCGACGAAAGAGGGACUGGAAUGAAAGUUUACGCUUAUACGACAUUGUGGACUACCCGGAGGACGAUUCUUAA
Messenger RNA from Mycena indigotica, 1605 nucleotides. RefSeq names its product PlsC domain-containing protein. Gene Ontology annotation, molecular function: glycerone-phosphate O-acyltransferase activity; glycerol-3-phosphate O-acyltransferase activity. The record is from RefSeq and is a predicted model, not a curated record. The transcript is spliced from 13 exons. Bases 1 to 1605 code for a protein of 534 amino acids. Lineage: Eukaryota; Fungi; Basidiomycota; Agaricomycetes; Agaricales; Mycenaceae. Gene Ontology annotation, cellular component: endoplasmic reticulum membrane. Gene Ontology annotation, biological process: phospholipid biosynthetic process.